AUGAGUAGCUGGGUGAGUGUGGAUCUAUGGACACUUCUCACCCUCAAUGUUCGCCAUCUUGGCUCUGUAGCAGAAGAGGGGGGGCUUUUAAAACAGGAAGUGGUGGCCGAGGACGCUACUAAAAACAGGAACUAUGAAAACCUCGACCAACACAACUUUGACUUCAGGAGAACACCCAAGGCAGAGAAGGUGCUGCUGUUCAGCCCGGAAACCAACCUGACAGCUCUGCUGCUGGAGGCCAAAGACCUGGAGGCUCGAGUCAUCAUCCUGUCUGCCAGUGAGGACGAAGCUGCAGCCGUGUAUAAAGCGGCCCGUCAGCUCAACAUGACCGGCUCUGGUUACGUCUGGCUGGUCGGAGAGAGAGAGAUGACGGGCAAAGCUCUGGGUGAAGCUCCAGAUGGCCUGCUGGGCCUCCAGCUGAUUAACGGUAAGAACGAAUCGGCUCACAUAACGGACGCGGUGGCAGUGGUGGCUCAGUCGCUGCAGGAGCUGUUUGAGAAGGAGAACAUCACGGAGCCGCCGCGGGGCUGCGUGGGAAACACCAACAUCUGGAGGACCGGCCCGCUCUUCAAACGGGUGCUGAUGUCAUCCAAGUAUCCGGACGGCCUGACGGGUCGGAUCGAGUUUAACGACGACGGCGACCGACGCUUCGCUACGUACAGCAUCCUGAACUACCAGCAGAAACCAGGACGCCUCGUCCCCGUCGGAGUCUUCAACGGCUCGCAGGUUGUGAUGAACCCUCAGAGGAAGAUCAUCUGGCCCGGAGGAGAGACAGAGAAACCAGUUGGAUACCAGAUGUCGACUAAGCUGAAGAUUGUGACGAUCCACCAGGAGCCGUUUGUAUAUGUGAAGCCAACUAAGACAGAUGGGACGUGUAAGGAGGAGUUCACUGUUAACGGAGUCCUCAUCAAGAAAGUGAUCUGUACCGGACCCAACGCAACCAUCCCAGGUCAGCCCAUCGUCCCUCAGUGUUGCUAUGGUUUCUGCAUCGACCUGCUCAUCAAGCUCGCCAUGAGCAUGAACUUCACCUACGAGGUUCACCUGGUGGCUGAUGGGAAAUUUGGCACACAGGAGCGCGUAAAGGACAGGAACUCCCGCCUGGCAUCAACAUGUCAGCUCUCUGAUGAAAUCCCGCGCAGCACUCUGGACUCGUUCAUGCAGCCGUUCCAGAGCACACUGUGGCUGUUAGUCGGUCUGUCGGUCCAUGUGGUGGCAGUGAUGCUUUACCUAUUAGACCGGUUCAGCCCGUUUGGAAGGUUUAAAGUGAACAGUGAAGAAGAAGAAGAAGAUGCCCUCACCCUGUCCUCCGCCAUGUGGUUCUCAUGGGGAGUACUGCUGAACUCUGGGAUAGGAGAAGGAGCUCCCAGAAGUUUCUCAGCUAGGAUUCUGGGUAUGGUGUGGGCAGGAUUCGCCAUGAUCAUCGUGGCAUCAUAUACUGCCAACCUGGCAGCCUUCCUGGUGCUGGACCGGCCUGAGGAGCGCAUCACUGGCAUCAAUGACCCCAGGCUGCGUAACCCAUCAGAUAAGUUCAUCUACGCCACAGUGAAGCAGAGCUCGGUGGAUAUUUACUUUCGACGGCAGGUGGAGCUGAGCACCAUGUAUCGGCACAUGGAGAAGCACAACUACGAGAGCGCCGCUGAGGCCAUCCAGGCCGUCAGAGACAAUAAGCUACACGCCUUCAUCUGGGACAGCGCUGUGUUGGAGUUCGAGGCGUCGCAGAAGUGCGAUCUGGUGACGACGGGAGAGCUUUUCUUCCGCUCUGGAUUCGGGAUCGGAAUGAGAAAGGACAGUCCGUGGAAACAGAACGUCUCUCUGGCUAUUCUCAGUUCUCAUGAGAACGGCUUCAUGGAGGAUUUGGACAAGACGUGGGUUCGAUACCAGGAGUGUGACUCCAGGAGCAACGCCCCCGCUACCCUCACCUUCGAGAACAUGGCAGGUGUGUUCAUGCUGGUUGCCGGCGGCAUCGUUGCCGGGAUCUUCCUCAUCUUCAUCGAGAUCGCGUACAAACGACACAAAGACGCUCGCAGGAAACAGAUGCAGCUCGCCUUCGCUGCCGUUAACGUCUGGAGGAAGAACCUGCAGGAUAGGAAAAGUGGUAGAGCAGAGCCCGAGCCCAAAACCUCUUUUAGGUCCAUCACUGCGACCUCCGACCUCAAACGCCGUAGGGCCUCCGGGGACGCCACGCCGUACCCGACUGACAUCACCGGCCAGCUCAACCUAUCAGAUCCCUCCGUCAGCACCGUGGUCUGA
Messenger RNA from Scomber japonicus (chub mackerel), 2250 nucleotides. Its product is annotated as glutamate receptor ionotropic, NMDA 1-like. Lineage: Eukaryota; Metazoa; Chordata; Actinopteri; Scombriformes; Scombridae. Gene Ontology annotation, biological process: regulation of membrane potential; ionotropic glutamate receptor signaling pathway; chemical synaptic transmission. Gene Ontology annotation, cellular component: synapse; plasma membrane; neuron projection. Bases 1 to 2250 code for a protein of 749 amino acids. Gene Ontology annotation, molecular function: NMDA glutamate receptor activity. The transcript is spliced from 19 exons. The record is from RefSeq and is a predicted model, not a curated record.